AUGGCGGCUCUUCUCUACAGAGACGUGACGGCGGCCGAUGGCUCGGGGGCAGACGGUUCACAACGAGCAGUGAAGCUGUCGAUAUUAUGCCUAGCCAUGGCUGUUUUUGCAGGUAUCCUCGUUGUUAUCCGUUUUGUUGGCAGAUACCUAAAGCGCUCCAUCGGCGCAGACGACUGGACAAUACUGGCAGCUUUUGUCCUUGCAGUUCUUUACACUGCCAUACAGAUAACCUGUGUACAACAUGGCCUAGGGAAGCACACCUGGGACGUUUCUCCAGAGGAUAAAGUGAUAACAUUAAGGUACUUGUACAUUCUACAAGUUUCAUACAAGAUAUCUCUUUCUCUCAUCAAGAUAUCAUUCCUCCUCCUCUUCGUACGGAUAUUUUACGUCCAGAAACUGUUUGUAUGGACAUGCUAUGUGCUCAUGGCAAUAACAACGGCUUCUGGGAUCGCCUUUACAUUUCCCACUGUGUUCCAAUGCAAGCCCAUACGCGCAUAUUGGGACCGUUCCGUGCCACACAAAUGCAUCGAGAAUGCACAAUGGAGAGUGUCAUAUGCACUACUCAAUGUUAUCACCGAUUUCUUUAUCCUAUUUCUUCCAAUCCGAGAAUCCAUUUUACUUUUGUCCGGCAGAAGGGACAAAAUACUAGUUAUCUUUAUCUUUUCCCUUGGCUUAUUUUGCUGUGUAGUUAGCAUUAUUCGAACCACAACUAUCUUCGGAACCUCUGACAACCAUGACCCAUUAUGGAGUGUCGCCCUUAUCUCGGUAUGGAGUGCGAUUGAGCUCAAUACAGGCAUCAUAGUUGCCUGUUUGCCCAUGCUCCGGCAGUCGUUCUUUAUAAUAUUUCCAAGAUCACCAUCUAGCUUUGAAACCACGUCUUACAGCGUUGAGCACUUUCCGCACCGAAUAAAGGACUAUAGAUCCAGCAAAUCGGGCCCCACUUCGACCGCUUUAGGUGGAAGACACUCACGCUCAACUACCCGUAAUGAGCAUCUUUCCAUGGGGGCUGUCCGGACGGAUACAGACUAUAACAAAACAAUGACAGGCGGGAGGACAGAGAGCCAGGAGAGGAUUGUGACCAUUUAUGGUUAUGGAGCCUCGGCGGGCCGUAAGCCCGGGCCGAGGUUUCUCCACGCUCUUAAUUUUUUGACCAGCGGGGCGGCUGAAGAGCAGAGGAAGUGUUAA
Molecule: messenger RNA, 1185 nt
Organism: Nannizzia gypsea CBS 118893
Lineage: Eukaryota; Fungi; Ascomycota; Eurotiomycetes; Onygenales; Arthrodermataceae
Exons: 7
Coding region: 1-1185 (394 amino acids)
Source: RefSeq, a predicted model, not a curated record